Kalmanozyma brasiliensis GHG001 is the source of this 858-nucleotide messenger RNA. RefSeq names its product EAP30. The transcript has a single exon. The record is from RefSeq and is a predicted model, not a curated record. Gene Ontology annotation, cellular component: ESCRT II complex. Bases 1 to 858 code for a protein of 285 amino acids. Gene Ontology annotation, biological process: protein transport to vacuole involved in ubiquitin-dependent protein catabolic process via the multivesicular body sorting pathway. NCBI's taxonomy places the organism in Eukaryota, Fungi, Basidiomycota, Ustilaginomycetes, Ustilaginales.
AUGCGUCGAGGACCGGGUCUGGCAGCCCUCGAUCGCUCCAUCCACUCCAACACCGCCUUCACUAGCCUCGGUAACGACCUCACUGCUUCGCAACUCAACGAGCUCCGCUCGCAGCUCGAUCUCUUCUCGUCAUCGCUCCGUCAAUUCUCCUCACAGCACCGCAACGAGAUCCGCAAGAAUGCCGAGUUCCGCCAUGCCUUCCAGAAGAUGUGCUACAGCAUCGGUGUCGAUCCGCUCUCCUCGUCCGCGCGCAGCUCGGGCGGCCUCGCAGGCAUGUGGAGCGACAUGCUCGGGCUGGGCGACUGGCAGUACGAGCUUGGGGUGCAGAUUAUCGAUGUGUGCGUGAGCACGAGGAGCAGCAACGGCGGCGUGAUCGCGAUGGAUGAUCUGAUCAGGAGGGUGACGCGGUUGCGGACGGGUGGAGCGACGAGGAGCACAGCAGGGACGGGCAAGGGCAAGGCAGACAAGGAAGCAGCUGCAGCCGAGAUCACCGAAGACGACAUUGUGAGGAGCAUCAAGAUGCUGGGUCCGCUCGGAUGUGGCUACGAAGUGUUUUCGUUAGGGAAUGGUGAUCAGAAGAUGGUCAGAAGCGUUCCAAGGGAGCUCGACACGGAUACCAUGUUCGUACUCGGCAUGCUGCUUUCUUCAUCAUCGGCAACGACACCGGCGACAACCGAUGGGAAUGACCUGCCGUUCCUGACGGAAGAGACUCUAGUAGCAGGACAGAAGGCUCGUGGAUGGUCGAGGGAUCGGGCGAGAGCGGUGCUGGAAAACAUGUCGCUCAGGGAGGGGAUGCUGUGGGUGGACGAACAGGCUUUUCCAGCGCGCUACUACUCCCUUGCUACGCUGACGGCCUAA